UCAUCAUCAAAUUCGCAAAACACCACUCAUCAAUAUCUUUCCUUACCCCACCUUUAAGUUCUGUUGAUUAUAAGCUCUCAGCCACAGGUCUCAACUACCUACACAUAUCACACUCACCCCACCCCAUCCUUCAAGAUGUGCUCUUUUCUCAUCCGCGACAAAAAUGCAGAAGCUCGUGACCAGAACCAAUUCAAGUAUCGUCGCACCAAUUCGGUGUUUAACCCUGCGGAUGGCAAAUAUAUCAUCCGAAGUGACGUGGAGGCCAUUAGAGCCGGUCAACGUUCAUUCUGGAUAGACGGUCCUCAUCCUAUUACAUUUAAACCAAAGACCGUCUACGACGGCGGCCCCAAGCCCGUGUUCAAGACGGUUAACUGGAGUGGCGGUGCGGACGCGAAUCGAAAGGAACCCCCCCGAAGUACGGUUCAUCGCGAGCCCGCCAAGCCCGUGUUCAAGACGGUUAACUGGAGUGGCGGGGCAAACCCGAUGCGAAAGGAAUCUCCUCGCGGUACGGUCCAUUACGAUUAAGUGAGCGAGCUCACCUACACGACUAUGCUCCCUCGAGCCUGACGCCAUUUUUAUGAAUCCAACAAGGUUAUGCACAAGCUUAUAGGGGGAUCUGGGCUUGGUAAUGCUGGAUUGAUUGAUUGAUAGUUAAGGCUUAUGAUGUCUUGACGAGAUAUAUCAAGCCAAUUUGGAUUUGCUUUUCUAAGGGGGAGGAUAUGGGUAUUGGCAUUACUCUUUUGCAUUUGAUAGUGGAG
Molecule: messenger RNA, 758 nt
Organism: Fusarium redolens
Lineage: Eukaryota; Fungi; Ascomycota; Sordariomycetes; Hypocreales; Nectriaceae
Exons: 2
Coding region: 136-525 (129 amino acids)
Source: RefSeq, a predicted model, not a curated record